AUGCCGAUUACUUGGAACGACCAGAACGACGCCAAGCUGCUCGUCAGCAUUCUCUCCACCACAACCAUGAAACCCGAUUACAAGGCCAUCGCAAAAUGCAUGGGACCUGAAUGCACCGUCAGCGCCGUGCAGCACCGCAUCCAGCGUCUCAAGGAAAGGGUGCAGAUCAAUAAACCCGACGCCGACGAUGGUGCCGCUUCUCCUUCUCCCUCCACCCCCAAGAAGAGGGGUCGUCCUGCGGGGUCCGGGAAGAAAGGUGGCAAGAAGGCACAGGCGAAGGAAAAAGAACAGGAGCAGGAGCAGGGUGAGCAGGAUGAUGAGGAUAUGGGUAGUCCUGAGAAGAAGGCCAAGGUUAAGGAUGAGGAUGGCGUCGACAAGAUGCUUCGUGUUGUUGUUUAG
Aspergillus wentii DTO 134E9 is the source of this 399-nucleotide messenger RNA. RefSeq lists its product as uncharacterized. The record is from RefSeq and is a predicted model, not a curated record. NCBI's taxonomy places the organism in Eukaryota, Fungi, Ascomycota, Eurotiomycetes, Eurotiales, Aspergillaceae. The coding region runs from base 1 to 399 and encodes 132 amino acids. The transcript has 3 exons.